Molecule: messenger RNA, 1056 nt
Organism: Pseudophryne corroboree (corroboree frog)
Lineage: Eukaryota; Metazoa; Chordata; Amphibia; Anura; Myobatrachidae
Gene: IGFBPL1
Product: insulin like growth factor binding protein like 1
Exons: 5
Coding region: 100-924 (274 amino acids)
Biological process (GO): regulation of cell growth; regulation of signal transduction
Cellular component (GO): extracellular region
Molecular function (GO): insulin-like growth factor binding
Source: RefSeq, a predicted model, not a curated record
AGAUACCAUUAGCACUCCCAGUUUGUUUGGGAUAAGAGGCUCAAUCAGUCACUAGUGGAUAGUAACUGAGCACAAAGUCAGAAGUAAGCCGCCGGAGACAUGCAGUUCUUGUUCCUGUUACCUUUGCUUCUGUGCUCACACCUGAUACCUGGUGUGGGUGCCAGCACUUCAGCAUGUGGCCCUUGUAACGUGGAUGAGUGUAGCUUUAUCACCUGUGCAGCACCUGAGCUGCUCACCAAAGAUGAAUGUGACUGUUGUGAGCGCUGCCUCAGCAUUGAAGGAGAGGAGUGUGGUGGUCCAGAUGAGAGCAGAGCUCGCUGUGCACCUGGUAUGGUCUGUGUAAGCCGGUCCAGUUUUGGAAGUGCAGCUUCUUCUUUUUCUGAUGGCACAGGAUUCUGCUUGUGUGAAGAGGAAGGUGCUGUAUGUGGCUCAGAUGGAAAGACCCAUACCAGUGUGUGUGCUCUUCGUCUGCACAGCUGGAAGACUCAGAGCCAAGGCAAGGGUUCCAUCCACAAGGUACAUGAUGGAGAGUGUAAAUUUGCACCUGUGAUUACCAUGGCGCCAGGAAGGAUCCAUAAUAUUACUGGGGCCCAAGUUUAUUUAACAUGUGAAGUAAAGGCUAUUCCAACACCCAGUAUCUACUGGAGAAAGGUCACCGAGUCACCUAAAGGAGUAAGGUUAUUUGAGGAGCUACCUGGAGACAGAGUGAAUGUUGCUGUACAAGUCCGCGGUGGCCCUUCUCGCCAUCAGAGCACCAGUUGGGUAAUGAUAAAGCCCCUUAUGAAGGAAGAUGAAGGCACAUAUCAAUGUCAUGCAACUAAUAUGGUGGGAGAAGUCUUUUCUGAAGGGUCAAUCAAGGUCUCAGUCCCUAGCACACGCAGAAUGAGGAAGAUCAAUCGUGCUGGUACUGAGAUUAUUGCUUAGUCAGGAUUGGAGAACAUUUACGACUUAAAGCAUUUUUAAUUGUGUAUAAAACAUGUAGAAAAUAGUUUUAUAUCUGAUGAUGUUUUUGUAUGAUAUCCUAUAUAAUAAAAGGCUAACGCUGCUCCUCACCUA